AUGUACGUGCGAGCAAUAUAUAAUGAUAAGACAAUAACAUCGAGACUAUUGUGCGCCAAAUCUAGAAUAGCACCAUUAAAGAAACAGACACUACCACGACUAGAACUCUGCGCAGCAUUGCUGGGAGUCGAAUUAGCAGAAAGAGUUAAACAAGAUUUAAAGUAUCAAAACGUGCCAACCUACUUUUGGUCCGAUUCCAAAAUUGUUUUGUCAUGGAUAAUAUCUUCAUCUGCCUCAUUGCACACAUUCGUAGCAAAUCGUAUUAGCAAAAUUCAAGAGAUGUCACAUGCUGAUCAAUGGCAUCAUGUGGCGUCAAAGGAUAAUCCUGCUGACAUCAUUUCCAGAGGAAUAAAAGUUAAAAUGUUCAAUUAUUCACAUAUAUGGUUUUUUGGUCCACUCUUCCUUCAUGGACGCAACGAAUUUUGGCAACAGCCAAACCUAAAGGCAUUUAACAUCUCAACUGAUAUCGAAAGACGACAAGGACAUACAGUUAACAUUAUCAUUCAAACGACUGGUUCUGAUCACAUGAUAAAUCAAAUUGAUCAUCGAAACUCAUUCAGAUACCUCCAAAGAACAAUUGCUUAUGUUCGCCGUGUAUUUCAUCGCACACAAUCACCAACAAGAACACUUUCUCCAAAGGAAUUACGAGAUGCAUUAGACUUCAUAAUUAAAACUAUUCAGGACUCAGAAUUUGCAAAGGAAAUCUCUGACUUAAAACAAUGUAAAGCAAUCAACAGUUCGAGUCAACUAAAUACUUUAGCACCGUUCAUUGACGAACAAGGUGUACUUCGUGUUGGAGGAAGGCUUGAAGCAUCAACAUUGCCAUAUGAUGCUAAACACCCAAUGGUAAUUCCUUACAAUCACUCAACAGUGAAAUUGAUGUUCAAAAUGAAACAUGAAGAAAAUUCCCAUUGUGCUCCACAAUUAUUGCUAAGCAUAAUGAGACAAAACUUCUGGCCGAUUAAAGGAAAGAUUAUGGCGCGAAACAUUGUUCACAGCUGUGUCAUCUGUUCAAAGGCAAAACCAAAACUGAUGGACCAACUCAUGGGCAACUUACCGACUGAUCGAGUUACUCUGACUAAACCAUUUUUUACCACAGGAGUUGAUUACUGUGGUCCGAUAUGGAUUCAUUAUAAAAUUAGAGGAAAAAGGCCAACAAAGGCAUAUUUAGCCGUAUUUUGCUGUUUCGCGACUAAGGCUGUUCACCUAGAAGUG
Messenger RNA from Teleopsis dalmanni, 1215 nucleotides. RefSeq lists its product as uncharacterized. NCBI's taxonomy places the organism in Eukaryota, Metazoa, Arthropoda, Insecta, Diptera, Diopsidae. The record is from RefSeq and is a predicted model, not a curated record. The annotation marks the transcript as partial. The transcript has a single exon.